Messenger RNA from Symbiodinium sp. CCMP2592, 1293 nucleotides. The record is from the annotation of a GenBank genome assembly. NCBI's taxonomy places the organism in Eukaryota, Dinophyceae, Suessiales, Symbiodiniaceae.
AUGGCGGGCACUGGGGGCUAUCCCAGCAUCUCUCAGAGGAGGUUGGAAUACCCAGAAGCUUUCCAAUGCAGUCCGCGAUCCGACAGAUCGUCUGCGCGACGCAUGGAGGUCACUCGUCCGGACAACUUGACCCCGCUUUGCCAGGAUCCAUCGGUCGUUUUGCAGUGUCUCAAAUGGCUCUAUCCCUGCGACGACUUUCCGGCAGUGGCAGCUGUCUGCUCGCAGCUUCGAGUGCAAUGUGCCGAGGACAUGCUGUGGAAUGAAGUGCUGGAGUACUGGCCGUCGAUGGACAAAGCAGUCAGCCGAAUCGAGUACCUAGGAUCUCGGCACAGCGGCGCCGCUCGUGUACGACAUGUCCGAGGGGCCCUGGCUGCCAAUGAGCGGCUCUACCACGCCUUCGCCGAAGGCCGUGCCAAGGCGGAGGCGGUACGAGAUCUCGUGGAUGAGAAGGCUGGAACCGUCAUCCACCCUGGAGGGCAAUGCCUUUCUGGUGGCCUCCAGUUCCAGACCUGGAUGCGGAUUCUAGGCCGUCCGGAGCAGCCAGUCUGCCUCGAGUGCCGCCGACAGGUCUGGCGAAUAGAUGAUGCUAUGGCCUUCGUCGUUUGCGCGGAGGACUUUUCAUCAAAUGUCAUGGAGGCAACCAAUGUUUUCAUGCAAAUGCCCUGCGGGUCCUGGCGCAUCCUGGCAGCACUCCUUGACGGCAAGAAUGAUCCAUCACCAUGGGAGCCCAUCGCAUUGAAAGCGUUGCGUUUGGAUGCGGGAAUGCUAUGGAGCUUCUUGCGCCGCCAGGCCGAAUAUUUCGCUUCCCUGGCGCCAGAAGACCUUGGCACCAGCACAGGUGAUCUCGGCUUCCCCGGCGCGGCAGUCCUGCUGCAGACGCUGGUGGAGCCUGUUGCCCCAACAGCGCGGCAGAUUGAGGAGCGACUCACGAACUGGAAUGAGUUCGCUCCUGAAAAUCUCGGGUACUUGAGGCUUGUUCGGGCUAACACCCAGAUUGGAAUGGGCAAUCGAGGUUGCGGGCAGAGGUCGGCCACCAUAUGCCUCUCGGAACAGGCAGAUGUGCAUUUCCCGCACAUUGGAGUUCGCGUUGCCAUGAGCAGGGGAGACCUUUUGGAGUGGCCAAACGCUUGGUUCCAAGAGGAAGCAGCUUCCAAUCCGAAAGAGAAGGUGACUGUCGAGGACCUACGAACCACGCAUGUGCACCUGGCUCCUUCCCUGAUGCUCGAUGCCAGCUUCCAUGACAAGCCGGUCCGCACAGCUGAUGGGGAAAAGGACAGCCGACCGCCGAAGUGA